Molecule: messenger RNA, 375 nt
Organism: Fusarium venenatum
Lineage: Eukaryota; Fungi; Ascomycota; Sordariomycetes; Hypocreales; Nectriaceae
Product: RmlC-like cupin domain-containing protein
Source: RefSeq, a predicted model, not a curated record
AUGUCUCAAGCCACUUCAAUCCCCAGUGUCCUUUCCUCUUUCACCGAAAAGUGGUCCCCUCGUCUCGUCGCCUCAAUAAACGACCACGACGUCAAAGUCGCCAAAAUUGACGGUGAAUUUAUAUGGCACGCGCACCCAGACUCAGAAGAACUUUUCUAUCUACUCUCCGGAAAGUUGACGAUGGAGAUCCAAGGCGAGGAGCCGGUCGUCAUGAAAGAAGGCGAUAUGUAUGUUGUGCCAAAGGGUGUGACACAUAAGCCUGUGGCGGAAAAUGCGGUUAUCAUGAUGGUUGAGCGCGAAGGAACGGUCAAUACGGGAGAUCAGACGGACUCUGACAGGACAAAGACGCCAAAGGAUGUGAGAGGGGAGAACUAA